AUGCGUACGCAUCCUACGUUUUACGUUGGUCAUAUACGCGCGUACUAUCAGUACGAGACCGUUUCGAGAUGCGAAGAACACCUCCAAGGUCGAGAGUUGAGACCACCUUCGAGUGGUCCCGUUUCAACGAGCCAGUCUGGUCGACUAGCGAAGCGACCUGUUCAUGCAGCUCAGCGAUGUCUCGACGAGAUGCAGUCAGCUCAUGACGAAGAGAACGAGUCGAAUGUUCAUUCUCAAGUAGCGCGAACGCAAAAGCAGUACAGUCGUCCGAACAAUCGUGCGUUAGGAAAUUAUAAUUAUACCUUACAAGAUCCUCAAGCCCACAACGUCGAGUUCGUUCGUGAGCCACGUCAUCUUGCAACUGAUCCGUUAGACGGUUCAGUUCCUGAACAUCAAGCUGAUCCAAUCCUCGAGCCGGAUCAGGUGUUCCCACCGCCACCACAUCCUUUGGUGGACUCAAGCGGUGUUCAACGCUUCCUAGUGGAGCGUAUUUUGAACCACCGCGAUGUGAAUGGCGUCCGGACAAGUUACCUCGUCCGCUGGCGUGGCUAUCCUCCGGCGUGGGACAGCUGGGAGCAUCGUGCCCAGCUGAUUGUUGAUGUCCUUGGUCUCGUCAAGCAGUACGACGAGACCCACCCGCUGCGUUUGAAGAAGGGUGUCGGAAAAUGA
Messenger RNA from Peronospora matthiolae, 669 nucleotides. Lineage: Eukaryota; Oomycota; Peronosporomycetes; Peronosporales; Peronosporaceae. The record is from the annotation of a GenBank genome assembly.